Messenger RNA from Neoarius graeffei (lesser salmon catfish), 4114 nucleotides. RefSeq names its product lysine-specific demethylase RSBN1L-like. Lineage: Eukaryota; Metazoa; Chordata; Actinopteri; Siluriformes; Ariidae. Gene Ontology annotation, cellular component: nucleus. The record is from RefSeq and is a predicted model, not a curated record. The transcript has 8 exons. The coding region runs from base 39 to 2987 and encodes 982 amino acids.
AGUAGACUGAGAGAGAGUAAAUAGAGAAAAGCCCUAAGAUGGCGGAGCCAAUGAGCCUCAUUCACUUUAGCUCGGCGACGAAGAGCUCGCUCUCCAAACCCAAGGAGUCGAAGCCGUCGUCCGAAAACCGACCGCAGUCUUCCCGGGACCACCAGCCUCCACCAGCUAAAAAAGUACGAAGCGAAGAGAAGAGCCUCAAGCCUAAGAAGCUGAACGGUGAAGGCGGAGGAGGAGGAGAGGAGAAGCAGCACCAGAAGCAGCAGCAGAGUUAUGGCAGCCCGACAACAUGGAGCGUCUCUCCGGUCAAGCCGAGCAGCCCCGCUCAGCAGGCUCAGCCUCCCCUCCACAAAGUGCACAGUGUGUUCAAGCAGAGCGCCUUCCUCGCUUCGCCUCCCAAACCCAAGAAGCCGAAGGAAAAGCGACAGCACGACAAGGAGCGAGAAAAAGAGAAGAGGAAACACAAGUUGGAGAGCGGCGGCGGCGGUCUGGGGAACGCCGCGGUGGUGAAGAAGGAGAACGGAGAGCUGAAGCUGGUGCAGAAAGAGCACAUCAAGGACAAACUGAAGGAGAGAGAGAGGGAGAAAGAACGAGUGCGGGAGAGGGAAAAGAAAAAGGAAAGGGAUAAAGACAAGGAACAAGUAAAAGACAAGGAGAGAGAGAAGAAAAAACACAAACUGAUGAAUGAGCUCAAACAAGAGAACGGAGAAGUGAAGCUGCUGCAGAAAGUUGAUACGGAGAAACCGAAGGCCAAUGCAGAGGAGCUGCUGCUCAAAAAGGCGAAGAAGAAAAAGAAAAAGAAACACAAAGAGGCCGAGAGACGGAAGCGACCCAAGAUGUACAGCAAGUCCAGUCAGACGCUGUAUUCGGCUCUGCUGAGCCCAGAACUCCCAGUGAUGCUGUCCAAAUCGGAGACCGAGUUCAAAUCCCCGUUUCCUGUCUGUAAAACACUCACGCUGUCCUCCUCCUCUUCUACUGCCACUGUCCCGCAGGAGAAGAGCAGCGGCUCCAAGUCCAGCUCUGGAGUCGGGGACACUGGGGCAGCAAGCAGUGGGAAAACUUCCCAGCUCCAUUCUCGACUCCCGGGGCUGGACGGUUUAGAAUUUGGCCGCUUUGUGCAUGUGGAGCAGCAGCCGAACGGCGGUGCCCUGGUCGUCCACGCCUAUAGCCGUGAGCUUGCCGUUCUCUCGCCCGAGGAGAUGCAAAGGUUCGCUCAUGAAUUUGUGACGCUGGCGUUCUGCGAGGACCACGAUGGAGCUGCGCACUACGUCAUGGGCAUCGUCCAUGGAGCUGCCUCCUACCUCCCUGACUUCCUGGAAUAUUUUUCUACCAAAUUCCCCAAUUCACCUGUGAAGAUGGAGAUCCUUGGCAAGAAAGACAUUGAAACGACCACCAUGGCAAAUUUCCACGCUCAGGUAAAGAGAACCUAUUCUCAUGGGACAUACCGUGCCGGGGCCAUGCGCCAGAUCAGUCUGGUGGGAGCCGUGGACGAGGAGGUGGGGGAUUACUUCCCAGAAUUCCUCGGCAUGUUACAGCAGUCCCCCUUCCUUGAACGGACAUUGCCAUGGGGAACAUUCUCCAGUCUGACGCUGAAAAGCCCUACAGAUAGUGAUGACGGGCCAAUCAUGUGGGUUCGGCCUGGAGAGCAGAUGAUCCCGGUCACUGAUAUGCCAAAGUCUCCUUUCAAAAGGAAAAGGUCAACCAAUGAAAUCAAGAACCUGCAGUACCUACCUCGGACGAGUGAGCCUCGUGAGAUGCUGUUCGAAGACCGGACACGUGCUCACGCUGACCACAUCGGACAGGGUUUUGAGAGGAAAACCACUGCUGCAGUGGGUGUGCUUAAAGCUGUACGGUGCGGAGAGGGGAUGGAGCCUCCUCGUAUUACCAAAGAUGUGGUCUGCUUCCACGCUGCAGAUUUUAUAGAUGUUGUGCAGAGAUUACAGCUGGAUCUGUAUGAGCCGCCGCUGUCGCAAUGUGUCCAGUGGGUGGAUGAUGCCAAGCUGAACCAGCUGAGGCGUGAGGGCAUCCGUUACGCUCGCAUCCAGCUGUAUGACAACGACAUCUACUACAUCCCACGCAGCGUGGUCCACCAGUUUAAGACGGUGUCGGCUGUGUGCAGCCUGGCCUGGCACGUCCGCCUCAAACAGUAUCACCAAGAUGCAGAGGAAGAGCAGGAAGAUGAGGACAAGAAGCCCAUCACCUCCCCCUCCACGCUUAUCAAACAGGAUCCUUUGUGUGAAGCUCGGAGUGUGCCAGCUUCUCCUCCCAUCACCGACCCCAAACAGGCCAGAGAUGGCCCUCCUGUGGCCCAGAUCAAGAUGGAGGAGGCGGAGCUUCUCCCUGAUAGGACGCCAACUGUCCCCUCUUCCAGCGCAGCGGCACCACCGUCGGCUCCUGUAUCAGACCAAGCCAAAGCACACCAUCACUCAGAAUGCCGUGUUGCUCCUUCACACACGCUCACCCCGAGGUCAACGCCUGGCCUGAGCGCUGCACCCACCAAGCACACACACACCUCGACACCAACCAAACAUACCUACAGCUCUGCGUCAAUAAAACACACCCACUCCAGUUCAGCGGGCAGACAUGGCCACUCUUCCAUCAUGUUCAAAUCGACCCACUCUUCUAACACGAUGCCCACCAAACAGGUGCACGUGUCCAACACAACCAAACACCCACACACUACUUCAACAGCCAAACACGUUCAUUCACACAAUCCCAAAACCAGCUCCGGACAUUCAGACAUUCGGACUGCCUCGCCCCAGUCGCAGGCUCCGCCCCAGUCAAGUUCAUCUCAGCCACAGGUUGUGUGCCAAUCAUUUCCAUCACAAUCACAGGUUCUUCAUCAAUCAGUUCAGCCUCCGCAGCAGUCGUCGUCUUGGCCGGAUAGAGCCUCGGACUCUCUUCACCCGAAGGUCACCCCGCAGGACACUCGGCCACACCAGCCUCUUGGUCCCCUUUCUCAUGAACAGCAGAAAGACUUUUUAUGCUGAUUUGUACAUAAGUGUUUUUAACGGCUUUUUCGGUUUUAUCUUUUUUUUUUCCCUUUUUUUUUCUUUUAUCACUUUUUUUUGGUUUGACUUUUUGUUUCUAUUGAUGCAAGGAGAUGACGCUAAAAGGAAAAGUGGGUCUGAUUCCAACAACGACGCGAGACGGAAGGAUAUCCAGUUUGGCUGUAACCGAUCGAAUCCACAGCAAAUGUAGCGAAUAACAUUCCUCAGUGCCUGCCUGUAACUGUGAACUGUCGUCAGCACUUAGGGCCAGCUGCACUGCUACUCUGCAGGUCGGACAAAAAACAUACCCAAACAGGUCCUCGAAUAAUAUAUUUUUAAGUUGUAGGCUAUAGCUGUGUAUUAGAGCUGACAUGAACAUAUAUAUAUUUUUAAGAUGAGACGAGACAGACUUCUUUUAAUGACUCCAGGCUUUUCCAUAGAGCUUAUUUAUAUCAAGUUUGUUUUUUGUUUAAUUUUUGUCAGCACUGUAGUGUAUAUAACAUUUUUUUCUAAGAAAAUGUGUAGUUUGAUUUAUAUCUAAUUAAGAACCUUGUAAUAAAAAAAAGUUCUUGAGAUUUGGAUUAUUGUCAUGUAAACAAGGGCUACACUGAAUGAUCAUGUGCAUAAUGCAGACUGACUCUGAAAGGUGUGGGCUUUCCAACCUCCAUAGAACAUGUCCACUGUCAUCAUUAAUCCAUCAACCUUUCUCUACUGACUCUGUGUAGACAUAAGACAACGAUGUUUAAAGAUAAAUGAAGAUUAAAAGCGUAGGAUCACUUCACAAGGAGAUUUAUUAUUUUGUACUGUUGUCAAAAUGUAUUUUAAGUUUGCGUUUGUCCAGUUCACAGCUGGUGACUGAUCCUGUGCUGAGAUCAGGGACGGAGCGUGUCUCAGGGUUAGGGACACGAAGCCAUGGGGCUGGAACUGAAGCGUGCGCGUGUGUGUUUUUGUUGUACAUCAUGGCCACCCUUGCUAAGGAGUGUGUUCCAGUGAGUGUGUCAGGGGUGUGUGUGUGUUGUACAUCAUGUGUGUCAGAGGGGUGUGUCCUGUGUGGGAUCUGGCCAUUGCUGCUCUAACAGUCCUGCACGUCUUUCAUCCAACAAUAAAAUGCUUGUCAUUUCCCAUUG